AUGGCCGAAAGCUUUGGGGCCAACGAGGGAGGUCAUCCUUCCCGACAACCGAUCCACGCGUCGAGGAAUUUCCCCUUCAGUCAAUUCAUUCUGGAGACACCGCUACUGGAGAGAUGGAAAAUGCUAACGUUCGACAAGUAUGACGGGACGACGAACCCUGACAACCACAUGCGGAUCUUCACGCACCAGAUGAUGUUCCACGCAGUGAGUGACCCGAUCUGGUGUCGCAUUUUCUCGACCUCCCUGACGGGAGAGGUGUUGGAGUGGUUCUUUGAGCUGUCGACCAACAACAUCGACUCCUUUGCCACUCUGAAGGCCAGGUUUAGCACGCAGUUUUCCCCUCUGAGGUCGGCUAUCUUGACGGUAGAUAACUUAGUAAACAUCCGGCAGGAGGAUGGGGAGUCGCUGAGGAGUUAUCUCGAUCGAUACAAUCGUAUGUCGGUCAAGAUAAAAGACCUCAGCAUGAAAUCGCCUGACAGGGAGGAGGCUUUCAGCGCCGACUCACUUCCAACGACCAAAAGGAAGCCCCCACCUCCCGACGCCGAUGGCAGCAAGCACUGUCAGUACCAUCGAACGAUCGGCCACACCACUGAAGAAUGCCACACACUCCGCAACAACAUUGAGGAGCUAAUUCGACAAGAGCACUUGAAGAAGUACAUUCAGCAAGAUCACCCCCAACGAAGCCCGAUCAAAAACAGAAGUCCCGCACGGAGGCAAGCCCCGGCCAGGUGGGAGAAGCGGAGAGAGCCAGAGCCCGAGAGGCAAAUGAGGGAACCGUCCAGGGCCCACCGAAGCCCGAGGAGGAGUCGCAGCCGGAGCAGGGACAAACCCCUAAGGGGUUAUAUCAAUAUCAUUUCCGGAAGAUUCGCUGGAGGAGGAUCGAGCUCGUCCACUCGGAAGAGGCACGUUCGGGCGCUCAAGUCAGUUCAUCUGGUAGAGAGGAAGGUGCGGUCUAUGCCCCCCAUCACUUUUACUGACGAGGACUUCAAGGCUCCUGAUCCCGAUCAUGAUGAUCCCAUGGUCAUCUCCAUUGAGGUAGCCGAGUAUGGAAUCGGGAAGGUUCUGGUGGACCAUGGGAGCUCCGUCAACAUCUUAUACUAG
Vigna unguiculata (cowpea) is the source of this 1101-nucleotide messenger RNA. RefSeq lists its product as uncharacterized. NCBI's taxonomy places the organism in Eukaryota, Viridiplantae, Streptophyta, Magnoliopsida, Fabales, Fabaceae. The record is from RefSeq and is a predicted model, not a curated record.